AUGAAUCUCCUCGACCCUUACCUGAAGAUGACGGAGGAACAAGACAAAUGUCUCUCCGACGCCCCGAGCCCGAGCAUGUCCGAGGACUCCGCGGGAUCUCCGUGCCCGUCCGGCUCGGGCUCCGACACAGAGAACACCCGGCCAUCUGAGAACGGGCUACUCGGUCUAGAUGGAGAGUUUAAGAAGGAUGAGGACGAUAAAUUUCCCGCUUGCAUCCGCGAGGCAGUGUCCCAGGUGCUCAAGGGCUACGACUGGACUCUUGUGCCUAUGCCAGUGCGCGUUAACGGGUCCUCUAAGAACAAGCCUCACGUGAAAAGACCGAUGAAUGCUUUCAUGGUGUGGGCUCAGGCUGCGCGCAGGAAGCUGGCUGAUCAGUAUCCUCACCUGCACAACGCAGAGCUCAGCAAAACUCUGGGGAAACUCUGGAGACUUCUGAAUGAAGGGGAGAAGCGGCCGUUUGUGGAGGAAGCCGAACGGCUCCGGGUGCAGCACAAGAAGGACCACCCCGACUACAAAUACCAGCCCCGGCGGAGGAAGUCCGUCAAGAACGGCCAGAGCGAGUCGGAGGACGGCAGUGAGCAGACGCACAUUUCCCCCAAUGCCAUCUUCAAAGCUCUCCAGCAGGCGGACUCCCCAGCCUCCAGCAUGGGAGAGGUGCACUCACCGGGUGAGCACUCAGGCUCCCAGGGCCCCCCUACUCCUCCCACCACCCCAAAGACUGAUGUCAGCUCGGGCAAGAUGGACCUAAAGCGAGAGGGUGGCAUCCGCUCCCUGUCCGACGGCACCGGCGGCCGCCAGCUCAACAUCGACUUCCGCGACGUGGACAUCGGCGAGCUGAGCAGCGACGUCAUCUCCCACAUCGAGACCUUCGACGUCAACGAGUUCGACCAGUACCUUCCGCCCAACGGGCACCCCGGCUUAGCGGGCGCCGCCGGCGGCUCCGCGCCGGUCGCUUACACCGGCAGCUACAGCAUCAGCGGCGGCAGCCCGGUGAGCCCGCAGGCGGGGGCCGCCGCGGCUUGGCUGGCGAAAAGCCAAAACCAGCAGGGACAGCAGCAGCAUACUCUGACCCCACUGGGGGGAGGGGGCGCCGAGCACCGGACCCAGAUAAAGACUGAGCAGCUGAGCCCGAGCCACUACACCGAGCAGCAGGGUUCCCCGCAACACGUCGCCUACAACAGCCCCUUCAACCUGCAGCACUACAGCCCCCCCUCCUCCGCCUACCCGGCCGCCAUCUCCAGAGCGCAGCAGUACGACUACUCCGACCACCAAGGGGGCGGGGCCGCCGGCUACUACAGCCACGCGGGGGCGGGGCAAGGCUCAGGGCUGUACUCGACUUUCAGCUACAUGAGUAGCCCCAGCCAGAGGCCCAUGUACACGCCGAUAGCCGACACCACGGGGGUCCCGUCCAUCCCGCAGAGCAGCCCGCAGCACUGGGAGCAGGCUCCGGUCUACACCCAACUCACCAGGCCCUGAGAGCCACGGAGACCACCACGCAGAUCUGACAAGCAGAACACUUUACUGCGGGGGUCUGCUCCAUGAAUCAAAUCAGACACUUGAAUGAAGAAGAGGAGGGCUUGUGAUUGGCUCACGUCGUGCCUUGCUAUUCUAUCUUUAUAUGAACUUUUAUAUAUAUAUAUAUAUAUAUAUAUAUAUAUAUAUAUAUAUAUAUAUAUAUAUAUAUAUAUAUAUAUAUAUUUUUAGAGAGAUGGAGAAACUUAGGAAAAUCCUCUGUGAGGACUUAAUGAUUGUUGAUAUUGCAGUAGGUACUGCGUCUUGAUAUAUUUUUGGUUUGAUUUCUUCACACGCCGGCAGUAACCAAUGGGGAGGAUGGGGGGUUCCUGGCUAAUUAUUUCUACAUGUAAAUAUACGACGAAAAAAAGCUUUAUAUGUCACACGGCUCAGCAGCUCACCACUCAUGGUAGCGCGCAUUCAGAUGUUUGUUUGAUUUCGAUGUGUUGCUUCUUUCCGCUCUUCCCUGGGGAGGGGUGUAGGGUGGGUGCAGCUCUUUCCACCAUCAGUGCCUUCGAGUUUUACACUUUCUUUGUAUGCCUGAGUGUGUUCGCGCACAGCUGAGAUUACACUUACCGUCCAGCCUGCUACAGGAAGUCACCUUUGACCCCCCCCUCCCUGCAGACUACCACCAUGGUGGUGUCCAAAACAUUCCCUUCAUCCUUAAACCCAGUUUAAAACUUUAUUUAUUUAUUAGCUUUAAUUUUAUUUCAAAGUAAUUAUUAUUUUGCAUACUAUUAUUAUAACUAAUGUCCUCUUUGCAAAUGUAGAUGGCAUAUAAUUUCCCCCUUUUUUCCAAUUUUGAAUUCCCACCCAGGAGGUACUGAGACUAAAUGGUACACGCUGUAAUCGUCUUUUUCUGUUUAUUUAUGUUAUCUAAAUGUAUUUGCCUUUUUCCUGAGGGUCUGGGUGGGAUUAUCUAACGAUUUGUGUACGGAUUACUUGUUAUUUGUGAAUUAUCUAUGAGUUGGACUUUUACUAUGGCUGAUGGAACUGGAAAAUCUCAGUUACAAGCUUUAUACACUUUUUCUGUUUCUUGAUCUUUUGUUUGUGCGAUCACCAGAGGGACCUUUUGCUCUCAAAGUUCUAUUUCCUUUUUGUUCACAGUACUUUCCCUUUUUCUGUGAUCUUGCCUUGUAUUUGUACGGUCUUUAAAGAAUCUUUUGUAUAUGUAUUUGCAAUAAAAAAGAGAAAAUGCUAUCAAAAACAAA
Gasterosteus aculeatus aculeatus (three-spined stickleback) is the source of this 2723-nucleotide messenger RNA. Its product is annotated as transcription factor Sox-9-B. Gene Ontology annotation, molecular function: RNA polymerase II cis-regulatory region sequence-specific DNA binding; DNA-binding transcription factor activity, RNA polymerase II-specific. Gene Ontology annotation, biological process: oligodendrocyte differentiation; morphogenesis of an epithelium; negative regulation of transcription by RNA polymerase II. Lineage: Eukaryota; Metazoa; Chordata; Actinopteri; Perciformes; Gasterosteidae. The record is from RefSeq and is a predicted model, not a curated record. Gene Ontology annotation, cellular component: nucleus.